GUUACAUCGUUUCAAUUCACUAUCGAGACCAUUUUUGGCAGAUUGUAGCCCAUCAACCUCCCGGAGAAACGCGAAAUUUAGACAUUGUUUGUCGAUACGAUGGACGAAUGCGUCGCUCAAACAAUGAUCAUUGACUACCGACUACAAUAAGGAUGGCUUCUCUUCGUCGUUCAUCGAAACCAUCAGAACAAAUUCACAUAGAGCCCUGUUUCGACCGUCAAGAACGUUGGACAACAUACGAGGACGACGGUGAGACAUUGAGAGGUGGCAGGCUUCCCGCUGUCAAUUUGCACUGCUGCCGAUGGAAGUGGUGUCGGUCUCGGUUGUCCGGUGAAAGGGCUUGUCAGCGUGGCUCCAAAUUCUGGAACCAGCAGAGGCUCUGGAACUCGCAGUGGGCCCCUUUUGUUCUGCAUAAUCUGGUUCUUUCCUGCAAUGCCACUGCACGCCUGUUGCUCCUCGGUUGUCGGGAUUGAUUGCGUCGUAAGGAUCGGAGGUGGAUGGCGCUGCCAACCAUCGUGCCAGCGGUGUUCGACCAGCUUCGUCUGGCAUUCCGCGUGCAUUGACAGGCUCUGUAGGACCGGCUAACACGAAACUCCCGGCCGG
This is a messenger RNA of Exophiala xenobiotica, 603 nucleotides long. RefSeq lists its product as uncharacterized. NCBI's taxonomy places the organism in Eukaryota, Fungi, Ascomycota, Eurotiomycetes, Chaetothyriales, Herpotrichiellaceae. The record is from RefSeq and is a predicted model, not a curated record. The transcript has a single exon. Bases 153 to 473 code for a protein of 106 amino acids.